CCGCGGGAGGGCGCCAUGGCGGCCCAGGCGCUGGCGCUGCUGCGGGAGCUGUCGCGGCUGGAGGCGCCGCUGGAGGAGCUGCGCGCGCUGCACUCGGUGCUGCAGACCGUGCCGCUGGGCGAGCUGCGGGCGCCGGCGGCGGAGCUGCGCCUCGGCCCGCUCUUCUCCCUGCUCCACGAGGACCAUCGGGAACAGACCACUUUGUGUGUAUCCAUUCUGGAGAGAUUGCUCCAAGCUAUGGAGCCGGUUCACAUAGCCCGGAACCUCGGAGCUGACCUUCAGAAGGGACUGACUCACCCCGAUGAUUCCGUAAAAAUUCUGACUCUAUCCCAGGUCGGAAGAAUUGUUGAGAAUUCUGAUGCUGUUACUGAGAUUCUAAAUAAUGGCGAAUUACUAAAACAGAUCGUUUAUUGUAUUGGUGGAGACAAUCUGUCUGUAGCUAAAGCGGCCAUUAAAUCCCUGUCAAAAAUAUCACUAACCCAAGCUGGACUGGAGGCUUUAUUUGAAAGCAAUCUGCUGGAUGAUCUGAGGGUAAUGAAAACAAACGACACCGUUCGAUACAGAGUAUAGGAGUUAAUUGUAGAGAUUUCUUCUGUGUCACCAGAAUCUUUAACCUACUGUACCACCAGUGGGUUGGUAACCCAGCUCCUCAGAGAGUUGACUGGGGAGGAUGUGCUGGUCAGAGCCACCUGUAUAGAAAUGGUGACAUCACUGGCAUAUACUCAUCAUGGACGACAGUACCUUGCUCAAGAAGGAGUAAUUGAUCAGAUUUCUAAUAUAAUUGUUGGGGCAGAUUCAGACCCUUUUUCCAGCUUCUAUUUGCCAGGACUUGUGAAGUUUUUUGGAAACCUGGCUAUCAUGGAUAGUCCUCAACAGAUUUGUGAGCGUUAUCCUGUCUUUGUGGAAAAAGUCUUUGAAAUGACAGAAAGUCAGGACCCCACCAUGAUUGGUGUAGCAGUAGACACAGUUGGAAUCCUGGGAUCCAACGUUGAAGGAAAACAAGUUUUACAAAAAACAGGAACUCGCUUUGAACGCUUGCUCAUGAAAAUAGGCUAUCAAGCAAAGAAUGCCUCAACAGAGCUCAAAAUUAGGUGUUUGGAUGCAAUUUCCUCUAUUUUUUAUAUACCGCCUGAGCAGCAGACUGAGGACCUCCUGCGGAUGACGGAAUCCUGGUUUUCUGCUUUAUCUCGGGAUCCUCUGGAGCUCUUCCGUGGUAUCAGUAACCAACCCUUCCCUGAACUGCACUGCGCUGCCUUAAAAGUGUUCACGGCCAUCGCAAAUCAACCGUGGGCUCAGAAACUUAUGUUUAAUAGUCCGGGGUUUGUGGAAUAUGUGAUGGAUCGGUCUGUGGAGCAUGACAAGGCUUCAAAGGAUGCCAAGUAUGAACUGGUGAAAGCACUUGCCAAUUCAAAGACAGUUGCAGAAAUCUUUGGGAAUCCAAAUUAUUUGAGGCUCAGAACUUACCUGAGUGAGGGUCCAUACUAUGUGAAACCUAUUUCCACAACAGCCGUGGAAGGAGCUGAAUGAUUUCUUCUAGAGUCUAGACCAUUUUUGACCAAAACACCUCCCAAGGUCUUUGACUUCAUCUGUAAGCUACACAACAGAGGCUUCUCUUCCCCCAGAAUUAUCAUGGAGUGUCUAAUGUAAUUACAUUAUCUACAUUUGUGGUGUUUCUACAUUGAAAUACAGCGUGGAACCAGGAAAGCAGGCACCUUGGUCAUAAUUGCACCAGGUGUUUUUCAGAUUCCCUUGACUGCCUUAAUCUUUCCAAGAAGAUGGAGGUUUUGUUCGCUUAGGAAAUGUUCAUGGACUUACUGUCUUAUUUAAAAUUCUGCUUCAAAUAGAAUGGAACCAAGUUGCUCGGAAUUCUCUUUACCACCUAUUUUUUUCUUUUGGGUCCUUCUGCCUUUCUGAUUCCACUCUCAAAGUCUUGGAUAUAAAUAUUCUUUCAAACAAUGUGGAACCUUGAAAUUAUGUUCUCCACACUAAGAAUAAAUACUUUUAAUAAGGUGUCUUUGGAUUUUUUUUGUUA
Canis lupus familiaris (dog) is the source of this 2032-nucleotide messenger RNA. Its product is annotated as 26S proteasome non-ATPase regulatory subunit 5-like. Lineage: Eukaryota; Metazoa; Chordata; Mammalia; Carnivora; Canidae. Gene Ontology annotation, biological process: proteasome assembly. Gene Ontology annotation, cellular component: cytosol. The record is from RefSeq and is a predicted model, not a curated record.